Molecule: messenger RNA, 2489 nt
Organism: Capsicum annuum
Lineage: Eukaryota; Viridiplantae; Streptophyta; Magnoliopsida; Solanales; Solanaceae
Product: L-ascorbate oxidase homolog
Exons: 8
Coding region: 593-2206 (537 amino acids)
Molecular function (GO): copper ion binding; oxidoreductase activity
Source: RefSeq, a predicted model, not a curated record
UGCUAAAUGACCACAAUUAUAAUAAGACUUUUAUAACCCUAUUUAAAUUUUAUCAUAAAAGGACAAAAAUUAAGUGUGAACACAACUUUUUUCAAAAAACAAGUGGAAAGUGGAUGGUGGGGUCGGUAUUACAACGAAAAAACAGCAUGAAGAAGCUCUAUUUUAUUUUAGGUUGAGUUUCUUUUACUUUCAUACUUAUAUAUGCCAGCCUGGCAUACAUACACCAAGAUUAAUGGCACUUCUAAACCGUGUUUUUCAUUCCGUUACUAAUUAAACCAUACUUUACAAUGCUUCUUUUCUUUUUCCUAAUUCCCACUUCCAUCACUAUAUAUAAACACUUCAUUUCUCAUUUUUCCUAUAUGCAUUUUGCACUACUUUCCAACUAUUCAUAUAGUAGUAAUUAAUUCCCCAUAUAUAUAUACAUACUAACUACUAGUAUUAUUAUUAUUUAUAACUUAGUAAUAGAUACAUACAUACAUACAUACAUACACUUGAACGAUCAUCGAUCUCCAUAAUAUACUUGUUCCACGUACAUACUAUCUAUCAUUUGGUACAUAUUACAUUGAUUGUGUCCAUAGAAAAAUUGACGAGAAUGUGGUGUCGAAUAAUUGUGCUAGUAGUGGCGCUGUGCAUGGCAGCAGUUGUUGCGGAGGAUCCUUACAGAUACUUCGACUGGAGAAUCAGCUACGGCGACGUAUAUCCUCUCGGCGUCCGCCAACAGGGAAUUCUGAUAAAUGGACAAUUUCCAGGUCCUGAUAUAUACAGCGUCACCAAUGACAACCUUAUCAUCAACGUCCAUAAUGACUUGCCUGACCCUUUUCUUCUCACUUGGAAUGGACUCCAACAAAGGAAAAAUUCAUUUGAAGAUGGUGUAUAUGGAACAACAUGUCCCAUCCCUCCAGGAAAAAAUUUCACAUACAUAAUGCAGGUGAAAGAUCAAAUUGGAAGUUUCUUCUAUUUUCCAUCACUCCAAUUCCACAAAGCUGCUGGUGGAUUUGGAGGAAUUAGGAUUCUCAGUAGGCCAAGAAUUCCAGUCCCUUUUCCUGAACCUGCUGGUGAUUUCACCAUUCUUAUUGGAGAUUGGUACAAAACUGAUCACAAGGUCUUAAAAACAAUUUUAGACCGCGGAAAGAUGCUCAAAUUCCCUGAUGGCAUUCAGAUCAAUGGCCUGGGUCGUGAUGGUGCAAGAUUCACCGUUGAACCAGGGAAAACAUACAGGUUAAGAAUAUCCAAUGUGGGACUUCAAAAUUCACUGAACUUCCGAAUUCAGGGACACAAAAUGAAGUUGAUUGAAGCUGAGGGAACUCACACAAUUCAAACUACAUUGUCUUCUCUUGAUGUACAUGUUGGCCAGUCCUACUCAGUGUUGGUCACUGCAGAUCAGCCUGCUCAAGACUACUACAUAGCUGUUUCCAGCCGCUUCACCACUCAAAUACUCAAUUCCACAGCCAUUCUUCACUACAGCAACUCGAAAAAGCCGGUUUCUGGACUGCCUCCUCCAGGGCCCAUCGAUGUUUCUUGGUCUCUAAAUCAGGCUCGUUCUAUCAGGACUAAUCUUACAGCCAGUGGGCCAAGACCAAAUCCUCAAGGCUCCUACCAUUAUGGUCAGAUCAAUGUCACUAGAACAAUAAGACUAGCCAAUCAUGCUGGCUUAGUUGACAGAAAACAGAGAUAUGCAGUUAAUGGCGUAUCCUUUAUCCCUGCUGAUACGCCGCUUAAGCUAGCAGACUAUUACAAUAUCAAUGGAGUAUUUAAAGUUGGAAGCAUUCCGGAUCAGCCUGUAGGUAGACAUAUACACCUAGACACUGCAGUUAUGGGAGCAGACUACAGAGCAUUUGUAGAGAUUGUAUUUGAGAACAAAGAGAACAUAGUUCAAAGUUGGCAUCUUGAUGGAUACUCUUUCUUUGUCGUCGGAAUGGAUCAAGGUAGAUGGAGUCCUGCUAGUAAACAACAGUACAACCUUAUAGACGCAGUGUCACGCUGUACCACACAGGUUUAUCCAAGAUCAUGGACGGCAAUAUAUGUUCCCCUAGAUAACGUAGGAAUGUGGAACCUGAGGACUCAAUUCUGGGCAAGGCAGUACCUUGGCCAACAGUUUUAUUUGCGAGUUUAUACACCAGUUCAGUCAUUCCGCGAUGAAUAUCCUAUUCCAAAGAAUGCUUUGCACUGUGGUAGGGCCAAGGGUAGAACCAUAAGAACAUUAUAGUUCUUUCAAAGACACUUGGAAAAUGAAGACUAAGAAGGAGCACUUACUGAUACUUGCACAAGAAAAAAAUGACCUCUUGUCAUCUUUCCAUUGCUGCUAAUCAUUUAUCACUUAACUAUUUUACUAAUCCAAUCAUUCAUUCCUACACUGUAAUUCAAAGUAUUGCUUAUUAGAAUUAGACAUGUAUCUAGCAUUGGUGUUUGUAUUAUGUCACUAAUUAUGUGUAAUAUCAUUUAAAGUUCCCAAAUUACAAAUAACUAAGUCUCAGAGAGUUUAAACAUCA